AUGCCUGGUGCCACUUAUAUAUUUGGGAAGAGUGGAGGCCUCAUCUUGUACACCUGGCCAGCUAAUGACAGACCAAGCACGAGGACUGACCGUCUUGCUGUGGGCUUCAGCACAACAGUGAAGGAUGGCAUUCUUGUACGGAUUGACAGUGCCCCUGGACUCGGUGACUUUCUGCAACUGCACAUAGAACAAGGCAAGAUUGGUGUAGUCUUCAAUAUUGGCACGGUGGAUAUCUCUAUUAAAGAGGAAAGCACACCUGUGAAUGAUGGCAAAUACCAUGUGGUGCGCUUUACCAGGAAUGGCGGCAAUGCUACGCUUCAAGUUGACAGCUGGCCAGUGAAUGAACACUAUCCAACAGGCAACACUGAUAGUGAACGGUUCCAAAUGGUAAAACAGAAAAUCCCCUUCAAAUAUAACCGGCCUGUAGAGGAGUGGCUGCAGGAAAAAGGACGACAGUUAACGAUCUUCAACACCCAGGCGCAAAUAGCCAUAGGAGGAAAAGACAGAGGGCGUCUCUUCCAAGGCCAACUCUCCGGUCUCUAUUACAAUGGCUUGAAAGUGUUGAACAUGGCAGCAGAGAACAACCCUAACAUUAAAAUCAAUGGAAGUGUCCGUCUUGUCGGGGAGGUCCCUUCCAUCUUGGGAACAACACCCACAACCUCUGUGCCACCAGAAAUGUCUACUACUGUCAUGGAAACCACAACUACAAUGGCCACCACUACAACCCGAAAAAAUCGUUCACCACCUAGCAUCCAGACAACAGAUGACAUUGUUUCAUCCGCUGAAUGUUCUAGCGAUGAUGAAGAUUUCAUUGACUGUGAACCCAGUACAGGUAAGUCAGGAGGUGAAUUAGUUAUUCCUCUACUUGUAGAAGACCCUUUAGAUAUCCCUCCUAUUGCUACUCGUGCACCUUUCAUUACACUUCCCCCUACCUUUCGCCCCCUCCUCACCAUUAUUGAGACCACCAAAGAUUCCCUGUCCAUGACCUCUGAGGCGGGGUUACCUUGCUUGUCGGACCAAGGCAGCGAUGGUUGUGAUGAUGAUGGCUUGGUGAUAUCUGGGUAUGGCUCAGGGGAAACCUUUGACUCUAACCUACCCCCUACUGAUGAUGAAGAUUUUUACACCACCUUCUCCUUGGUAACAGAUAAGAGUCUUUCCACUUCAAUCUUCGAAGGUGGCUACAAAGCACACGCACCCAAGUGGGAAUCCAAGGACUUUAGACCUAACAAAGUCUCCGAAACUGGUAGGACUACUACCACGUCUUUGUCCCCUGAGCUGAUCCGCUCCACAGCUUCGUCCUCGACUGGGAUGGUACCCAAAUUGCCAGCCGGCAAAAUGAAUAACCGUGAGCUCAAACCCCAGCCUGACAUAGUCUUGCUUCCGUUGCCCACUGCCUAUGAGCUAGACAGCACAAAGCUGAAGAGCCCGCUAAUCACUUCCCCCAUGUUCCGUAAUGUGCCCACAGCAAACCCCACGGAGCCAGGAAUCAGACGGGUUCCGGGGGCCUCAGAGGUGGUCCGCGAGUCGAGCAGCACAACGGGGAUGGUCGUCGGCAUUGUGGCUGCUGCCGCCCUCUGCAUCCUCAUCCUCCUGUACGCCAUGUACAAGUACAGGAACAGGGACGAGGGGUCCUAUCAGGUGGACGAGACGCGAAACUACAUCAGCAACUCAGCCCAGAGCAACGGCACGCUCAUGAAGGAGAAGCAGCAGAGCUCAAAGAGUGGCCACAAGAAACAAAAAAACAAGGACAAAGAGUAUUAUGUGUAAAAAAGAAUACUUAUUUAUAUAUAUAAAUAUAUAAAUACUUAAUGAGAUUUAACUAUCAGAAUCAUUGCAGUGAACGAGAUUAGGAGAUAUCGUUUGUGGGAAAAAGUAUUGGGAAAAAAAAUAUCAGCAGUGACUGUUAAUGUCUCAGUCAUCACUUGGAGUCAGCAAACUCUGCCCUAAUGUAUUAUAAAGCACACUUAGCGUUCUGGAGAUGGCGCAUACAGCUCUGCCCUGUUAGUGAACUUGGACGUCUCCAAAUCUCCUCCUCCGCUGAACUUUCUGCAAAAGUAGAAGACUUCAUGGCUUACUUGUUUCAUAUCUCCAAGUGAGUCUUUAACAAUGUUCGUGAUUCCUGACUGUGUCAAUAAUUUUGCAGUUUAGUUAUUAAAAAAAAAAAAGAAAAAAAUGCAAACAUUAUUAAGCAACAAAAAAAAUAUCUAACAAACUGAUCUGGCUGUGUCCAGCACACCUAAUUUUUUGAGAUUGGAGGAGGGGAAUAAAUGAUUUUGGAGAUUGUUGGAUUUUGAUUUGGUUUGGUUUCUUGGGUUGUUUUAUUUUUGAUUUUGUUUACUUUUGGGCGUGGGAGGAAAGGGUUGAAAGGAAUGUCGUGGGAGUGGGGAGCAUGAACCAGGGAUAUGUGUUGAGAAGAAAUCUCAGAAAAAAAUCCAUAAUAAAUAAAGAGAGACUAUUGCCAUAUAUGAACUCAAAAGCUACUCAUGGUGUUUACUCUGCAUAUCUGGUUGUGUUGUCUCUAGAAACCGUCGUCUUGCAGUAAGUUAUUUGCUAACAAUGCAGUCAAAGUGUGUGAUGGGUGCUGAUGAAGAAAGUUUCAUGGAAAGCUGGUCCCCUUGGAUCUGCCACCAGGAUUUGCAAAUGAACUGAAGAAUAGAUGGGUUUGGGUCUGUUCUGAUCAGAAUCAUUGGAAUUAUUUGAGAAUAUCACUCAGUAUGCAUUAGCACAGCCAAACCACAGUUAAGAGGAUUUGAAGAUUCAAAAAAAGAAUGCUUAAGAAACAGUUAGUCAUUCUGAGCUAAAUAUACCAUGCAAAAAUAAAGGAGCCUUCCUCCAGGUUCUAGUUCUGUGACUGAUUGCAAUGCAUGCAAAAAAAAAAAAAUCAGUUUAAUAAAGGGAUCAGAGAGACACCACUGGAGUUCAACUUGUGAUAAGACCCAUAAAAUGUAUGAAAAGUUAAUCACUUGUAAAAGAAUGCAAAAAUGUAUAGUUUUUUUUUUUGACAUGAAACUGUUUUUUCAUAUGUAAUAUUUUAAUUUUGUAGCUUGACAUUUCAGAUCAUUGUCUUUCCAUUUGCCCUAUUCUCUCUUUUCCUUCUCUUUUAUAUAAAAGAAAAUAAAGCUGCUGUGACACACAAAAUAAUAAAGAAAAAGGAAUUUAAUAAUAUUAUAUAUAUACACACAGAUAUAUUUAUCAUGGUAUGCUUGAUGGGACGACUGGAACAGAAGUUCUGUUAUGGUCUUAAUGUGGAAUAAGAAUGUUCUUGAAGAACAAAGUAAAAAGAAACAGAAAGCAAAAGCAAACCGUAAGAUGUGAAGAAAGCGUGUGUUUUAGCUUUGUCACAGUUAUCUGUGUCAAGAAAAAAUAUCUGAAAGUUUGUUUACAUAUUUUACUACUAUUUUUUUUGCUAGUAUAAUUUCUAUAUGAAUACCCUGAAGGUGUCUAUACUGUUUUAUGGUUAAAUUGGGAAUGUCUUUUGUUUUUAACUAAUUUAAUUUGGUUGUUUGGUUCCUACAUUUUCCCAGUUACUGUGAAAAGGAUUAUCUUACUGUAUAGAAAAAUAGCCAGGUGGUUUGAUGGCCAUACCUGUCACAUACAAAAAAAAAAAAAGCAAGUGAGGGAGAAAGAGAGAAAACCAACAACAACAACAACAAAAGAUGGAUUGAGAACUCUGGAAUAUCAGAAAUGUACACUUUUUCUGUAUACAGAUGAAAACUAAUCAGCUGUUUAGGUUUAGAAAUCUACUCUUGCUGGUGUUCAUAAGUCGCAUGAAUAUUUGACUUUGAAGAAGUGUCAUCAAAUACACACACGCACAUGGGAACUUAAAUUCAAACAAACAGCCUUCUCAAACACUUAGAGAAGCUGCUUUCAUGUUAACAAAUAUUUUCAGUGUGUAUGUGUGUGUGGUGCGUGUGCGUGAGAGGUUGAGCUUUUUUUUCCUUUUUUAUUUUUUAUACUAAAAAGAAAAAAAAGACAGGUUUUAAAAAGGUAUGAAAGCACGAUUUUAGAUGAUUUAACUGGCCAAAACUAUAUAGAGUUGAUUAUAUCUUGAUGUCUGUAAAAGAUUGCUGUUCUUGGAGUCUUGGAGUCUUGUGAAAUGAUUUCCUUUCUUCCUUUCCUUUUUGCUUUCCUUUUCUAAGUUAAGAGGAAAAAAAACAAUUACACUUUCCUUUUUUUGUGUAAGUUUCUAUUGGACAGUUUUGGGGAACAUGUGCAUUCCUGUAUGUGGGCUUCUACCAUAUCCCUGUUGCUUUAUAAACAAUCUUAAGAAUUUUUAUUUGAGUUACUGUGAUGUUAUUGCUUUUUUCACCAUUCUUUUCUUCCUUUUUGAUUCUUUUUCUUUUCUUAUUCGCAUUUUGUUUAAAGAUACGCUUAGCAAUAAAAUGUU
This is a messenger RNA of Phasianus colchicus (ring-necked pheasant), 4387 nucleotides long. NCBI's taxonomy places the organism in Eukaryota, Metazoa, Chordata, Aves, Galliformes, Phasianidae. The record is from RefSeq and is a predicted model, not a curated record.